This is a messenger RNA of Rosa rugosa (rugosa rose), 1611 nucleotides long. RefSeq lists its product as uncharacterized. Gene Ontology annotation, molecular function: nucleic acid binding; RNA-DNA hybrid ribonuclease activity. The record is from RefSeq and is a predicted model, not a curated record. The transcript has 3 exons. NCBI's taxonomy places the organism in Eukaryota, Viridiplantae, Streptophyta, Magnoliopsida, Rosales, Rosaceae. Bases 1 to 1611 code for a protein of 536 amino acids.
AUGACUGUACAGGAGGAGAUCUCUGCAUCAUUGGGUGUUAUGAGGGCUGAAAAACAUGACAAGUAUCUUGGGUUACCGACAGAACUCAGUUACUCGAAAGAAGAGGCUUUUGGUUUUCUUAAUGAGAAGAUUCGGACUCGGACUCAAGGGUGGAGGGAGAAGACUUUUAGUGUUGCCGGAAAGGAAAUCCUUAUCAAGGCUGUGGCGCAAGCAAUUCCUUCUUAUGUGAUGAGUUGUUUUGAGCUACCAAAACAUAUAUGUUGGCGGUUGAUUCAAAAUCCAAACUCUAUUAUUGCAAGACUUCUUAAAGCCAAAUAUUUUCCUAAUUGCUCUUUUAUGGAGGCUGAAGUCAAGGGGGGUGACUCCUACACCUGGAGAAGCAUCAUAUCGGGGAGGGAAGUGUUGAAGAAAGGACUACGAUUUCAGGUGGGUGAUGGAAGUGGUAUUUCGGUUUGGAAGGAUCCCUGGAUAGCGUUACCACUUUCUUUCAAACCUUUUUCUCCCAUAAUGGAAGGGACGGAGGACUUUAUGGUGGCAGACCUCAUAGAUAGGGAGAAUGGAGAAUGGUUACUAGACUUGUUGGAUGAACUUUUCACAAAUGGGGAGGUUGAGAAUAUUGCUUCUAUUCCAUUAAGUCUCCGGGGCGCGGAAGACAGAUUAAUUUGGCAUUUUGAUAGGAGAGGUAUUUACAAUGUUAAAAGUGGCUACUAUGUGUUUAACAAGGCACAAACCGCUUUGGAAAAGGCUACUUCUUCUAUGGCCGUGGAGGGUGGAGCUUGGCAGCGGUAUUGGCAGAUGAUAUGGGGAGCUAAUGUGCCUCCAAAGGUGAGAGUUUUUAUGUGGAGGCUACUCAAAGAGAUUUUGCCAACUAAGAGUGCUCUGGCUAAGAAGAAGAUCCAUAUCCAUGAUUUACGUUGCAUGUUCUACAUGGGGGAUGUCGAAACAGGUACCCAUCUUUUUAAAAAUUGCCCUGCUUUACUUUGUUUUUGGUUAUAUGGGCCCUUGAAGUUGAAUGCCUUGGAGCACCCAGCCACAUGCAUUAAAGAGUGGACGUUGGACAUGCUAGAUGAGUUGACCAAUGAUCAUAGAGACUUCUUCUUUGUGGGCUUGUGGGCAAUAUGGAGGGAAAGAAAUAAAAUGGUCUGGAAUGAUGCUGCGUUCCAGCCUAUGUUUCUAAUUGAUUGGGCUGUUCAUUUUUUGAAUGAUUACCAGAAAUAUCAUCCAAAAGCUGUGAAGAAAAAGAAGAGGCCUUUAACCAAAUGGCAAUGCCCACCUGGUGGUAGGCUGAAAAUCAAUGUGGAUGGGGCUUUUAGAGUGGAUAAUGGUUGUGGAGGCAUUGGUGUAGUGGUCAGGAACGACGCUGGUAUAGGUAUUGCUGCUCUGGCUAGACCUUUUCUACAUGCUCACUCAGUCCUAAAUAUGGAAGCUGAGGCAUGUAGAGCAGGUCUUCUACUUGGUAUUCACCAAGGUUGGUCUGAAAUUGACAUUGAAAGCGACUCUGCCAUUCUGAUUGCUGCGCUCAAUAGUUCGAAGCAGGAUUUCUCUGAGAUCCAUGGUUAUUUGGUUUCAUCGGCAAUGAAGAAGGAUGUAGCAAGUGUUUUUGUUUUUUAA